UUCUUUCUGCGUAAGAAAUGAAACAUUCGAGUUUUUUUUGUUAUUUUCAAAACUUUAGUUUUCAGAGUCUGUUGACUAAACAAAGUAGAUCCAACGGCCUGUAUAUUACGAGCAUCAGAGGAUCCUAGGGUUACUACUAAUCUCGAAAUCAAAUCGAGCAUCCAUUGUUUCAGAGAGAGAAAGAGAAGGAGAAAAAAAAAAGCCAUGGAGAAUGAGAGGGAAAAGCAGGUUUACUUGGCGAAGCUCUCUGAGCAAACCGAAAGAUACGAUGAGAUGGUUGAGGCGAUGAAGAAAGUAGCUCAGCUUGAUGUGGAGCUCACGGUAGAGGAGAGGAAUCUAGUAUCUGUUGGGUACAAGAACGUGAUUGGCGCAAGGAGAGCUUCGUGGAGAAUACUAUCCUCCAUCGAGCAGAAGGAAGAGUCGAAAGGAAAUGAGGAGAACGUCAAGAGGCUUAAGAGUUACCGAAAGAGGGUCGAAGACGAGCUUGCCAAAGUUUGUAAUGACAUCUUAUCCGUCAUCGACAAGCACCUUAUCCCAUCCUCCAACGCUGUGGAAUCGACCGUGUUCUUCUACAAAAUGAAAGGAGAUUAUUAUCGCUAUCUAGCAGAGUUCAGUUCUGGUACUGAACGCAAGGAAGCUGCAGAUGAGUCUCUUGGGGCAUAUAAGGUCUUUGGAUCAUGUUUCUGUCUUUCUGUUUGCCUUCCUUCUUAUAUGUGAGCCCGGAAAAGAAAAAAAACAAACUGAACAAUAUGAUUGUGUGUUCAGGCUGCUCUUGAAUCUGCAGAGGCUGGUUUGGCACCAACACAUCCAGUUAGACUUGGAUUAGCAUUGAACUUUUCGGUUUUCUACUAUGAGAUCUUAAACUCUCCUGAAAGGGCAUGUCAAUUAGCAAAGGAAGCAUUCGACGAAGCAAUUGCUGAACUUGACAGCCUCAACGAGGAAUCGUACAAGGACAGCACUCUUAUCAUGCAGCUACUUAGAGACAAUCUCACCUUGUGGACUUCAGACCUCACAGAGGAUGGAGACGAGCGAUCCAAAGGUGAUGAGCCUCAAGAAGAGAACUGAAUCAUGAAUCCUCUGUGACAAGAGAAACGACUCUUGAUGCAUCCUGAGAAGACAGCACAAGUGUCAUUGCUCUUAAACACUUUGGGAAAAUGUGUAAUUUUUAUUUUAUGUCUUUCUUGAUGAUGUUUUCAGAUCUUUUUGGCUUUCUACAAAACAACACACACUUUGGUAACCUUCGAAACAAUCUUAUGAUGGUUGGCUUAUGUUUCAUGCUUAGUUUGCUUCUUGUUGAGUUGAGAAACCAAGCACUUGGGUUUUGAAUACUUUUGACGAAUUAAAAAUCUUGAGAAGUCAAAUUAAAUGGUUUCGAGUGGAUGAUUAUAAUCUGAUAGAUCC
Molecule: messenger RNA, 1401 nt
Organism: Thlaspi arvense
Lineage: Eukaryota; Viridiplantae; Streptophyta; Magnoliopsida; Brassicales; Brassicaceae
Source: the annotation of a GenBank genome assembly